UCUAAGAGCUAAAACAGUGUAGGCCUACUUAAAGAAAAACUAUUCACUAUUCAUUUUCAGCAAUGUAGCGGUAGUGAGUGAGUGAGUGAUACGAGAUGGUUUUCAAAAUGCUCGCAGGUAAAACUUCAGUCGUGGCGUUUCGUUUAUCAUUACUUCAAAUAUUUAUAUUCCUGUUAUUUCUCGGAGGUUUGGGGUUUGGAGCUUUGUUAUUUUUCCCCGAAACAACUCGUUUAAAACGUAUUUUUCAAACGAAUUUGGACGGGUCGACAUUUAACACGGACUCUAUGAAUGGAGAAAGUGUACAGUCCAUCUCACCCAUUGGAUAUUAUUCGCUCAUUGAAUCCCCUCCGUUGGAUAUUGGAGGGCUACGUUCAAAAUUCCAACGUUCGUCUUUUAAUGUGAAACAUGAACAAAGUAUUAACGCAAGGAGUCAAGCCAAAGUUUCAACGGAACAUCAAGGUCAAGUGAACAACAAAGUUAAUGCAGGAGCCGUGGUGUCGAUUCUCUCUCGUUCACCGGUGAGAGUGAGGAAUUGCGUUGCGCCAUAUGGUGCCAAUUAUGGAAAGCCUAGCGAUCCCAAAUCUCAGGAGCGUCGGGAGAAAGUGAAAGAGAUGAUGAAAUUUGCUUGGGACAGCUAUAAACGAUAUGCCUGGGGUGAGAAUGAGCUGCGACCACUCUCUAAGAAUGGCAAUGACGACAGGACAUUUGGUGGCUUAAAAGGUGCCUCCAUCAUUGACUCUCUGGAUACCCUCUACAUCAUGGGACUUGAUGAUGAGUAUCAGGAGGCCAAGGAGUGGGUGGAAAACAACCUGAAGCUAAAUGUAGGCGGAGAGGCAUCUCUGUUUGAGGUGAAUAUCCGUUAUGUGGGUGGCCUGCUUUCUGCCUACUACCUAACUGGAGAGGAGGUGUUUAAGAGGAAAGCAGUAGAGCUGGGGAGGAAGCUGCUUCCAGCGUUCAACACACCCACCGGUAUCCCACAUGGAGUUGUUAACCUGGCUGGUGACUCCAGGCGGGCACCGGGGGGGGACCUGCGAAGGAGCAGUGUUCUAGCAGAGGUUGGAACCCUGCAUCUGGAGUUUGUUCAUCUGUCAGAACUCACCAAAGAUUCAAUUUACAUUGAGAAGGUUAUGAACAUUCGAAAGCACCUGAAUCAGCUGGACAAGCCACAUGGCCUCUACCCAAAUGCUCUUAAUCCAGUCAGCGGAAAUUGGGAGCAGCACUUUGUCUCCAUUGGGGCCCUUGGAGACAGCUUUUAUGAGUAUCUCAUCAAAUCAUACCUGAUGUCAGACCGGACCGAUGAAGAGGCUAAAAAGAUGUACUAUGAUGCUCUGGAGGCCAUAGACAAGAACCUGGUCCAGAGGUCCCCUGGUGGCCUGACCUAUGUAGCUGAGUGGCGAGGGGGCGUCCUGGAUCAUAGGAUGGAUCAUCUAGCCUGCUUCUCUGGAGGGAUGAUUGGGAUUGGGGCUGAACACGGCGGCCCAGGGUCUAGGCAGCAUCAACUGGACCUGGCUGCUAACAUUACCCAUACCUGCCACGAGGCCUACAGACGCACACCUACGAUGCUUGGCCCAGAGGUGUUCCGGUUCGAUGACGGAGCAGAGGCCACAGCUCCCAGGGUGAACGAGAGGCAUUACCUCCUGAGGCCAGAGGUGGUGGAGAGCUACAUGUACAUGUGGAGACUGACGCAUGACCCUAAGUACAGAGACUGGGGCUGGGAGGUUCUGGAGGCUCUGGAGCAACACUGUAGAAUAGCCACGGGUUUCUCCGGUGUUAUCGAUGUCUACAGCCAUAUGAUCCAACAUGACAACCUGCAACAGAGUUUCUUUCUGGCCGAAACACUGAAGUAUCUGUACUUGCUGUUUUCCGAAGAUGAUCUCCUGUCUCUGGAGGACUGGGUGUUUAACACUGAAGCUCACCCUCUGCCUGUCAUCCACAGGAACUGCACCCAGGAGGCAGAAGACACACACCCGGUCGGCCUGCUGGCCAGGCUUAUAGGGCUUCUCUGAAAGAAAACACAGCCUUUGGCCCCAAAGUAUUGCCAUUAUGUUUUCAUCCUUGUGGACUGGCACAAACUCCCUUUCUGACCAUAGUAACUUAUGUAACGCUGGUGGAGAUGGAUUGAAGAAAGACACGUGGUCUGUGAACAGUGGGGAAGUUUUCACUCUGCGGUCCAACUCAUCCCUAACUAUCUCAAUUGGGUUUUCUUGGGUGGAUUUUGAUGUUUAACACAUGAUUAAACACAUCUUGAUACAUGAUUACAUAUGUGUUAUUUCAUAGUUUUGAUGUCUUCUC
Molecule: messenger RNA, 2292 nt
Organism: Esox lucius (northern pike)
Lineage: Eukaryota; Metazoa; Chordata; Actinopteri; Esociformes; Esocidae
Product: mannosyl-oligosaccharide 1,2-alpha-mannosidase IC
Exons: 12
Coding region: 96-2006 (636 amino acids)
Biological process (GO): carbohydrate metabolic process; N-glycan processing
Cellular component (GO): extracellular exosome; endoplasmic reticulum; Golgi membrane
Molecular function (GO): calcium ion binding; mannosyl-oligosaccharide 1,2-alpha-mannosidase activity
Source: RefSeq, a predicted model, not a curated record